UACACACACAUGCAGGAUGAUGACACGCCCCUCUCGUGAUGCCGCGUUAAAUCUUUAAACAUAGAUGUUCAUGACCGACUCUCUCUCUCUCUCUCUCUCUCUCUCACACACACACACACACACACACAGCGAGAUAGAGCUGCGGUUUCGGCGAUAGCGGAUUACAACCUUCCCCCUCCCUCGUGCGCACAUCUGCCCAGUGUUUAUGUAAUCGCGGGCAUCCAUCCGCACACGGGACAGUGUAACGGCUCUUGGGAACCAACGCUGAAAAAAUAUCUUUUAUUUCGAUUGAGCUCGGUGCUUUACCGGAAUAAAUACACCUCCCUUGACCGCGCCAUUUCAUUGGGAUACGCUUCUGUCUACACGGGAGUUAAAGCCCGCGACAGCACGCGCUCCUCAGCUGAGAGAGAGGGAUGGAGGGAGGGAUGGAGAGAUUGUCAACCAUGAAAAAGUGGGACGCUCGUGGAUAGAGUUCGACAUCCAGUCAGCGAAAGCCGCGAGCUGUUUGGCUUUUUAAUAAUCUGCGGCUCCUUGCGCGGACGACUGCUGUCAUCCUGUAAGACACGCACACAACACACACACACACACACACACGCGCGCGCGCGCGCGCGCGGGGGGAGAGUGGAAUAGGCUAACGGCAUUCCUUUCGACCUGUCAGCGAUGCCCGUCCCCGUGCAACUGGAGUCUACAGGAGAUCACUCCCGUACGUCGGAACCGCGAAGCUGCGAAGAGGCGCUCCUCGUCAGCUCUCAGUGGAUGUAGACGUCUGCUUCCGUCCCAUUGCUGGCGGCUAUGCAUCCUCGGGCGUGUGCGCGCGCGAACGCGUUGGAGUGUGUGUGAGUGUGUUCGAGUGCGUGUGUAAGCGUGCGUGCGCGAGUCAUGGGGAAGGAACAGGAGCUGCUACAGGCCGUGAAGACUGAGGACUUAACCACCGCACAGCGCAUCCUCCAACGACCCAGCAAAGCCAAGUUGCUGGGUCCAGCUAAGAGGCUAAAUGUCAACUUUCAGGAUGCAGAUGGGCUGGCGGCAAUCCACUAUGCUGCGCUGAAUGGGAACAUGGAACUGAUCUCUCUGCUUUUGGAGAACCAGGCAGCCGUAGACAUCAGAGAUCAGAAGGGUAUGCGUCCUCUGCACUAUGCUGCAUGGCAAGGUAAAACUGAGCCAAUGAAAAUGCUGCUAAAGGCGGGGUCAUCCGUUAACAGCCAAUCAGAGGAAGGCCAAAUACCUUUGCACCUUUCAUCGCAACAUGGCCACUAUGAUGGGUCGGAAAUGUUGCUGCAGCAUCAGUCGAACCCCUGUAUCAGAGAUCUUGCCGGGAAAACCCCUCUAGAUUUGGCCUGUGAGUUUGGCAGAGUUGGGGUUGUACAGCUCCUUCUCAACAGUAACAUGUGUGCUGCCAUGCUUGAGCCAAAGGCGUCAGACCCCAAUGGAACAACGCCUCUCCACCUUGCAGCCAAGAAUGGCCACAUCGACAUCAUCAGACUGCUGAUCGGAGCUGGGAUCGAUAUUAACCUGCAGACUAAAGCUGGAACGGCCCUCCAUGAAGCAGCACUCUGUGGGAAGACUGAAGCUGUGCGUCUGCUACUGGAUAGUGGGAUAAGUGCAGGCGUCAGAAACACUCUCUGUCAGACAGCGCUGGACAUCGUUAACCAGUUCACCACCACGACCGCAGGACGUGACAUCAAACAGAUGCUAAGAGAGGCGUCUGCUGCUAUGCAAGUUCGUGCUCUGAAGGAUUACUGCAAUAACUAUGACCUCACCAGCCUCAACAUAAAGGCCGGAGACAUCAUCACGGUUUUGGAACAGCACUCCGAUGGCCGCUGGAAAGGCUGUAUCCAUGACAACCGGACAGGAAAUGACCGUGUGGGAUAUUUCCCAUCCAACAUGGUGGAAGUCAUCAAGAGGGCAGGUCCCUCAGCCCAACAGUAUCUGCGGAUACAGCUCCGCCCCCUGGUCCCUGGCUCUGUUACCAUGGUGAACGGGGACCUCUCCCAAACGUGUCAUAUCCUGUCUUUCCCUCCCCCCCCCCCACAUAACCCUCCCCCACACCAACCGCUCUUCACUUCAUUUGGCUAUAACACACCUGAAGACACACACACAGGUAACCGUGGUCAUGUUGGCAGUCCCCAUGGUUCACCGACACUCAGUGGUCAUCACAGCACUGCCAGUGAAGAAGUGUGGGUCCUGAGAAAACCAGGAGGAGCGGGCAGCAUGGGCAGCACUGGCAGUCUGAGUGGACGUUCCAACAGCUGUGGGCAGAGUGGCAAUGCCAACGCUCACCUGACCAGCAGCACCCCGGUGCCAACCUCACCCGUGCCGGUCUCCACGGCAACCACCACGCCAACCACGACACCUGCCUCACCGACGCCCACCAACACCCACGGCCUCAACGUGCCAGGACUCCACGCACAGGCCGAGGGAGUGAAGCUCCUGGCAACAGUGUUGGCACAGUCAGCCAAGGCUAAAGAGCACCUGUUGGAACAGUCUCGUUCAGUGGAUCAAGGUUCCGGCUGCAGUCAGAGUCCUUCGGUUGCUCCAGGUCGAGAGGCGCGGCAGUUUGUGGAUCCUCUUCUGCAGCGGAAAGAGGAAGCCUCCACUGAGAGCAAGAAUGCGGAGGCGGUCAUUGAUUGGCUGACUGGAUCCCAGCUCCAGUUUUACACCACAAACUUCCUCAAUGCUGGAUAUGACCUGCCAACCAUCAGUUAUAUGACCCCAGAGGACCUCACUGCUAUAGGUGUGUCUAAACCAGGCCACAGAAAGAAGAUGAUCUCGGAGAUCAGCAGGCUGAGUUUCCCUGACUGCCUUCCUGACAAGAAGCCUGCCAGCUUGGCGGAGUGGCUCUCUGGGAUUGGCCUGGCUCAGCACUAUCAGACUCUAGUCCAGAACGGCUACGACAACAUGGACUUCAUCAAAGACGUCAGCAUCGAAGACCUGCAGGAAAUCGGCAUCACCAAAUUAGGACACCAGAAGAAAAUAAUGCUGGCUGUAAGGCGAUUGGUCGAACCAAAUAAGGAGGUGGAUUCCAGGUCAGAACCGAGCCAAUCAGAUGCAAGUUCUGAACAGCCAAUCAAAUCAUCGCCGUCUGUAGAAGAUGAGGUCAGCACUUCACCAUCUCCAAGGUUACGGAGGGCAAAUGCCCCUCCCCCUCUCACAAAGCCUCUGUCUUCUGAUGGAAGCCCUGCACACACACCUACACACACACCUCCAUACACCCCACCCAAAGCCAAACCAGACUCCCCCUCCCACACACACACGCACACACACACACGUCCAUACACCCCACCCAAAGCCAAACCAGACUCCCCCUCCCACACACACACGCACACACACACACGUCCUCCUGCAUACACACCUUCAUCUCCCUCAAGCCCCGCACACACACAUACUCAAGCACAGAGGCACACACACACUCCAGCCGAGUCACACACACACACACACACUCCAGCCGAGUCACACACACUCACACAUACUCCAGCCGAGUCACACACACGCACACACACUCCUGCGGUGCCCCAGCUGUGCCUGCCGGAGGGCGAGGACUCCGCGACUCCCCCUGCUGGCCUGAGAGUGAAGCGUAGCAGCAGCAGCCAAUCACAGGGCUCUCUCGAUCAGGCCGGUGUCAACCGCAGCCAAUCACAGGGCUUUGCCACCACCACGCGCCCGCGCAGGAAGUCCCGCCCCCCGACCCCACCCAAGCGCUCCUGCUCCUCCGUCUCCCAUAGCAACCUAGCAGAGGGGACCUCGGCAUACAAUCAGACAGAGACGGAGGCGGGGCUUCUCAGCGUGAGCUACAGAGAGCGCCGCCGUAGUGACUGUGGUGUGGUUGCUAUGGAAACGAGCCUGUCCUCAUCAGCAGGAGGGGGGAGUGUCCGAGACAUCGCUGCUAUGCUGGAAAUGACAUCACCAUUGGGGGGAGGAGUCACUGGAGGAGGCUGCAGCUAUCUGCAGGCCAGCCCAGAGUUCCUGAGACGGCAGCGAGAGGCGGUGACCUUGGACGACCUUCAGGAGCGCAGACGCACCAUCUGCGGGCCACCUACGGACCUGGUCGCCACGGCAACAGGACAGCACCCACCCACCAUCCGAGAGGUCCCAGAGCCACGCCCCCGCUCUGUGAUUGGUCACCUGGAAGGAGGAGGCGUGUCACAGGAAGAGUGGUCACGUGUGGACGCCACGGCAACCCUGCGGAAGCCCCGCCCACUGCAACAGCUAAACGAAUCAGACACAAGCACAGUCCGCCGACGCCCCAAACCCCGCAGCACUGCCGAGCAACAGCCAAUCACGGACGAGUAUCAGAGGCGCCCCGUGUCAGACACUGGCACAGGGUCAGAGGUCAUGUCUCGGCCCCAACCCCCAAAACCCCCCGUCUCCCCAAAACCCCCCACUGCGGCUCGCCACGACCCCCCCACACCGGUCAGGAGGGUACUGCUCACACCCACCAGCCCAGAUGUGAAGAGAGAGCCUCCACCUGUGGCUCCGAAACCCUCCAGAGCCAAGAUCCCUGCUCCUGCACCUGUUACCGCUAGCGACGGUAGUAUCCAUGGAGAUGCCAAUCUCGCCUCACCUGUCUUGCAGAGAGAUGCAAGCUCCGCCCCUCCAACUAUGACCCCUCCCCCAGCUGCCAUAAACAACUCCAGCAACCCCAAUCCUAGUCUUAAUCCUAGUCUCAAUCCUAGUUUUAAUCCUAGUCUUAAUCCUAAUCCCCUGCACAGGGAGCCCAGCCCCACUCCUCCAUCCCCUGCCCAGACCCCAAGCCCCCAGACACCGCACCCUGUGAAGCCCCCCAGAGCCUCCAUCGCUGGCCUGUCGGUGGACCUGCCCCAGCAGAUGGAGCUGGAUCUGGGUGGAGUGGAGGCGGUGCAGCAGAGACUACGGGAGGUGGAGAAGCAGAGGGAGGAGGAGGAGAGGAAGUUGAGGGAGAUGGAGAGACACAGGAAGGAGGAGGAGAAGAAACUGAGGGAGCUAGAGAGACAGAGAGCAGAGGAGGAGGAGAGGAGGAGGAGAGGAGGAGCUGAGGAGGAGGAGAGGAGGAGGAGGAGCGAGCAGGAGCACAUGGAGGGGGGAGGGGGAGGAGUCCGGAGGAGGAAAGUGGGCGUGGCCAGGCAGGAACAAGUUCAAGGAGAGUUGGAGGAGGUGGAGCCUGUUUCCGUGGAGAACAGCGUGAGGCCGGGGCCUGUCCCUACCCAACGGAGGCUCAGUGGCGUAAACCAGCCAGCGGCACCCACCCCACCUCCCUCUGGGCCUGCACGGAUGCAAGGAGCUGGGCCACUUCCCUCUGUGCCGCAUGGAGCUCAAUCUCCCCCUGCAGACGUCCACAGACUGGAGGAGACCAGCACCAACCUAGCCGCUGCACUGCAGGUGGUGGAGGAGAAGAUCAAGCAUGACAACAAUUCUGCGGAAGAGAAGACCUCGGUCAGCAUUCUGGAUGACAUCGGCAGCAUGUUUGAUGACCUUGCUGACCAGCUGGAUGCCAUGUUGGACUAAAUCCUACCCAGAAUCCUCAGUCUGAACUCUGACCUUCUGAACCCGGGAUAUGGAGAGGUCUGACCUCAUGACUUCAUUAACAGAUGGCUUCUACCUUUAUGAGACCCUACUCUGACCCUGAGGGACUGGACUUCCUGUCACCAGGCAGGAGUUCCAGUAACCUGAUUGGAGUUUCUGGAGUUCUUGUAACUUGAACAAGCUUCCACGUGUUCUAUAAGAAUGGAUAAAUGGUGACCUUUGACAUUUCUCUGGACUGCCACAGUUCUAUACCAUUUGGUUCCGCCCUAUCCUGUGGACUGCUACGGUUCUAUCCCAUUUGGUUCUGCCCUAUCCUGUGGACUGCCACAGUUCUAUCCCAAUUGGUUCUUCCCCAACCUGUGGACUGCUAUGGUUCUAUCCCAUUUGGUUCUGGUUCCGCCCUAUCCUGUGGACUGCUAUGGUUCUAUCCCAUUUGUUUCUGGUUCCGCCCUAUCCUGUGGACUGCUAUGGUUUGUUACCAUGCUUUCCAUCCAAACCAAAAUGAAGUCUGUAUCAGAUGUAAAUCUGCAUACAAAACCUUCCAACAUAACCCAAACAUACUGUACAUCUACACCCACCUCUGAACCCGCUACAGAGACCACAUCACCAGACGGACAGACAUGGAACCAACUUCUGGUUUCUUGAACUCAGUCAACCCUUACCUUAGCCCAUGGUGAAGACCCUACACAUUCCAUUGAGUAGCCAAACAAGGCCAUGUCAUAUCAAGCUGUGCUGUUCUUAAUGUUAAUGUGUGAAAUAUUCCUCUGUUCCACAUGCUGUGUCUGUGUUGCUGUGACGUUCCCCUCCUGGUUGUGCAAAGGUCUAUAUUUGCUGUGGAAUCCCCCCAUGUAGGUAGUUUCAAUGUUUUCUUUGUAACUGUCUAGACCUCAGAUGUCAAGCUUUGAGGCAAACCGAGUUUGAGUGCCCACCCGUUCUCCUGAAUCACUCAGCCUGAAGUCCCGUUAUCUAGGAUGUCAUUGGUCCAUUCAAGCGUCACUCAGCCCAACAUCCUGUUCUCUGGCAUGUCAUUGGACCAUGCAAGCAUUACUCAGCUUGAGUUCCUGUUCUCUGGCAUGUCAUUGGUACAUUCAAGCAUCACUCAUCCUGAGUUCCUGUUCUCUGGCAUGUAAUUGGCCCAUUGAAGUGUCAUUCAGCCUGAGGUCGAAAAUAGAUCGAAAUACAUCUCAAUCUCAAAUUUGAACUAGAUUAGAAUUGACAUCGUAGCCACACCUCCAAUGUCACAUCCAGCAUGCAUGUUUUCCUUUGAGUGACAUUCAGAUAUCAACUCACUUGUCUCCCGACGCUUAGUAGCUGAAAUUCUGUUGCACGUGGGCUGUCUCCCAGAGGGAAGACUUUGGAGGACUCGUUAUUGUCGUUAUUUGUCAUUCAACGAUAUACGUUAUUCCUAUUGGUAAUCAACUCAGUAACUCAUCGUUAUACAUCAUUCCUAUUGGUAAUCGCAUCAGUCACAAUAUUUUAACUCAGUACUUGCCCACUUCUCAUCUCUCAAUAUCGCCCAAAUGCAAUCUCAUCAUUUGGGGUGAUAGUUGUAAUCUCGAUAUCGCCCAAACGCAAUCUCAUCAUUUGGUGUGAUAGUUGUAAUCUCGAUAUCGCCCAAACACAAUCUCAUCAUUUGGGGUCAUAUCCCCUAUAGUCGUAAUCUCGAUAUCGCCCAAACACAAUCUCAUUGCAUGGUCGCUCAUCAUUUACUGUACUUGCUGUAUAGAGUAUCUGGAUGGGCCUUUAGUCUAAGCAUUCCUCCUCCCAAGUACCGGCAAGUGUGAUCUUCACCUUUAGCGUUAGCAUCAUGUCUUCUUCUAUUGAGUUAAUCUAUCUGAGAUCUCAUUUGUUACUAGGGUUAGGGUCAAAUCUGAUUAGGAGCCUACAGCAUUCUGGACAAACUUCCUCCAUAGUUGAGCUGAUUUGAUCUAGUCUCUUCCAAUUUUUGGACUGGCUUAGAUGAAUUAAAGCACAAUGCCUCUACCAGGGCAAUCCAUCACCAGCCAUGCUGAGAGUACGUGUCUGAGUGAGCGAGUGAGAUUUCUUGAAUUUCCCCUUGGGGAUCAAUAAAGUAUCUAUCUAUCUAUCUAGAUGUGGACUAGUGUGUCUGAGUCUGUGAAAGGACACAGAAAGUGACACGUGUUACUUCUGACUUCUUAUUACUUCUACUCAUUGGACCGUUUGAUUUUGGUUAGGACCCUUUGAUCUGAUUGGACCUUUUGAUCUGAUUGGGCCAUUUGAUCUGAUGAGGCCAUUUGAUCUGAUUGGGCCAUUUGAUCCGAUGAGGCCAUUUUGAUCUGAUUGGGCCAUUUGAUCUGAUGAGGCCAUUUGAUCUAUUCGAUUUGAUUUGGUUUAGGCCUGUUUGAUCUGGGUCACAGUGGAUUUAAUCUCAGACUGAGUGGUGAUUGGGUGAACUGGGUUCAGAUUUCCGCGAUACAGUGUGUGUGUGUGUGUGAUUGUCCAUGUAGUUCAAUUAAUAAGACAUUCCUUUCAAUGUGCUAAAGCAAUCUUCAGCGAUACGGUGUGUGUGUGUGUGUGUGUGUGUGUGUGUGUGCUAAAGCGAUCUUCAGCGAUACGGUGUGUGUGUGUGUGCGUGCUAAAGCAAUCUUCAGCGAUACGGUGUGUGUGUGUGUGCUAAAGUAAUCUUCAGCAAUAGUCAUCAGCUCUCUCUCAACUACAUAACUGCAAUACGACAUCAUCAAUACGAGAGCUGUUUUUCCCCUCUAAGUAUGUGUAUGUCAUUUGAGAGUGUGUGUGUGCUGCUUGAGCCUGCUGAUCUUAUAGCGCACACACACACACACAUACACACACAUACUCACAAACACUCACAUAUACAC
This is a messenger RNA of Alosa sapidissima (American shad), 8336 nucleotides long. Its product is annotated as caskin-1. The transcript is spliced from 22 exons. Bases 880 to 5481 code for a protein of 1533 amino acids. Gene Ontology annotation, molecular function: protein binding. NCBI's taxonomy places the organism in Eukaryota, Metazoa, Chordata, Actinopteri, Clupeiformes, Clupeidae. The record is from RefSeq and is a predicted model, not a curated record.